Molecule: messenger RNA, 3048 nt
Organism: Oncorhynchus kisutch (coho salmon)
Lineage: Eukaryota; Metazoa; Chordata; Actinopteri; Salmoniformes; Salmonidae
Product: probable E3 ubiquitin-protein ligase makorin-2
Exons: 8
Coding region: 100-1383 (427 amino acids)
Biological process (GO): protein polyubiquitination
Molecular function (GO): metal ion binding; ubiquitin protein ligase activity
Source: RefSeq, a predicted model, not a curated record
AAUUGAUUCUGGGGGUGCAUAGGCGGGUGUUUCGGUUUGCACUCAAACGUGACAACGAUAACAUAAAUACUGUUGCGCCAAUGUUAUUGAUGAACAAAAAUGAGCACGAAGCAAGUCACCUGCAGGUAUUUUCUCCAUGGUGUCUGCCGAGAGGGGAAUAGGUGCAUGUUCUCUCAUGACCUGACCACCAGUAAACCUUCAACCAUCUGUAAGUUCUACCAGAGAGGUGUGUGUGCCUACGGAGACCGCUGCAGGUAUGACCACAUCAAGCCAUCUGGUGGUGGAGGAGGAGGAGGGAGAGGUGUGCCCAUGGACCUCCCUAACAGAAACCCCAUCACUGCUGGGGCCUUCAUCCCCCCUGGGGUGCCUGGACCUCUCGCCCCCACUGCACCCCAAGCCAGGCAUCAGGGGGGGAAGAAACCGCUGGUGCUGAGAGAUCGAGCCCUGGGGUGUGACAGUACAAUGAUGCCCUUCGGUGGGGGUGGCUCAGAGGUGGACUGUUGGACGGAGUACCAUGACAACAGUGCCCAUGCCAAACCUCCACACUCCUACCUGGAUGCCAUCAGGACCGGUCUGGAGUGUUCUGCCACGGCCGGCCCCUACCAUGUCGCUGGCCCCCAGCCACAGCUCUGUCCCUACGCCGCUGCAGGACAGUGUAACUACGGAAACACCUGUCCCUAUCUCCACGGUGAUAUGUGUGAUAUCUGCCGUCUGCAGGUGCUCCACCCACACAACCCUGAGCAGAGGAGAGCUCACGAGAAGAUGUGUAUGUUGGUGUUCGAGGCGGACAUGGAGAAGGCGUUUUCAGCGCAGCACAGCCAGGACAAGGUGUGUUCUAUCUGUAUGGAGGUGGUUUAUGAGAAAGCUGCUGCCUCAGAGAGACGCUUCGGGAUCCUCUCUUCCUGCUGCCACACAUACUGCCUCUCCUGCAUCCGCCAGUGGCGCUGCGCCAAGCAGUUUGAGAACAAGUCAUGUCCAGAGUGCAGAGUGGUGUCUGAGUUUGUCAUCCCCAGUGGUUACUGGGUGGAGGACCAGGAUGAGAAGAACAGACUGAUAGAGGACUUCAAGUCUGGAGUCAGUAAGAAGGCGUGUAAGUACUUUGACCAGGGCCGGGGAACCUGUCCGUUUGGAGGGAAGUGUUUCUACAUGCAUGCUUACCCUGACGGAACACGGGCCGAGCCGGACAAACCCCGCAAGCAGCUGGGCUCUGAGGGGAACGUGAGGUUCCUGAACUCUGUCCGUCUGUGGGACUUCAUCGAGGAGCGCGAGCAGCGCAGUGUUGCCCAGCCGCAGGAAGAUGAGGUCAGCGAACUGAGAGAACUCUUCAUGCAGAUGUCUGGUCCAGGAGGGGAGGAGAGCAGUGCAGUGUCUGCCCAGCCCUGAGCCCUCACCCUGGGGCCCUAACUACCUGUUAUCCAGGCCUAGCCCCAGCACUCUGACCAACGGCUCAUAUCAAAAUGCAAACAUACAUACGACACUGGACAAUAAAAUGUACUCACUAGUAAGCCUUUCAUGUUGAUGGUUUCAGGCUUUUUUUAAAUGAUAUUUUUACUCAUGGUACAUUUGUGUGGAAAAUAACAUAGUAAAUCUGUACAUAGAGCUGUAAUCUUCCUGUACCUCAACCCGGCACCCCUCCUACGGGCAGCAUGGAAGAGCACCAGUAAUGUGUGGAAAAUAACAUAGUAAAUCUGUACAUAGAGCUGUAAUGGUUCUGUACCUCAACCCGGCACCCCUCCUACGGGCAGCAUGGAAGAGCACCAGUAAUGUGUGGAAAAUAACAUAGUAAAUCUGUACAUAGAGCUGUAAUCUUCCUGUACCUCAACCCGGCACCCCUCCUACGGGCAGCAUGGAAGAGCACCAGUAAUGUGUGGAAAAUAACAUAGAUCUGUACAUAGAGCUGUAAUCUUCCUGUACCUCAACCCGGCACCCCUCCUACGGGCAGCAUGGAAGAGCACCAGUAAUGUGUGGAAAAUAACAUAGAUCUGUACAUAGAGCUGUAAUCUUCCUGUACCUCAACCCGGCACCCCUCCUACGGGCAGCAAAGAGCACCAGUAAUGUGUGGAAAAUAACAUAGAUCUGUACAUAGAGCUGUAAUCUUCCUGUUAGAGAAGCUGCUAUAUUUUCCAGAUAUGUUUUAGAUCAUUUAUCUCUGCUUUUUAUAUGAAUGGGGUAGACAUCUAUAGAAUGAACCAUAAGGUCAUAGUUUUCAAGUACAGUGAAAUGCCUUUACUUUCUUUUCAUUGGAUCUAUAGAAUCAGUUUGAGGUUGUAUAGAUAGAUCAGACCGCCUCUCAGCCAGGCCACAACAAGUGUUACACUUAGGUCACAUAUAGACAUUUUUAAAAGAAACAAAACGUGGAAUUCAAAUCAAUGCACCCAGGGGCUCUAUUCAAGCUGGAUUGCUGAAGUGAUAGGAAUUACUUUCAUUUUCGAUUGAGCCGACAUAUUCAGUGUUCACUGUGAAUGCGGUCUCUGCUGACACAGUAACAUUGGCUUUAAAUUUAAAUCCUGCUGUAACGCUGAACUUCCACAAUACGGAUUGAAUAGAGCCCCAAGUCUGUUACAUACUCGUUGUCCAUGAAGGUAUGGUGUGUUCAUUUAGAGGCUUUUGCAUUUACGUUGCAACUAGUUCCUUCUAUAGGAAUUAUUUAGUGUUGAUGGAUGCUCACAUUAUGAGGUUUAGUGACUUUAUCCUUUUAAUGGUAUAAAAUGAUGUUGACCUUAUUAUCCUACAUCAUUCAUCUAUAGUAAGAGAAUAAAGCAGACCCUGGGUGAUCUAUCAGUCAGCCUGUAGAGGUGCAGAGGAAUGAGCUCCUACCAGUAGUCGUCUCUAUUAUCUAAUGUAUUGAGUGAAGCUGCCUGGGGAGACUAAACUAUAGUGUUUAGAUAAUAUUAUACUACCAUGUUUAAUGUAUAUUCUAUGGGAAAUCAGAAUCACUAUGUUGGCUUUUAUUUAUCCAAUUUCUUUUCAGUUUGAAUGAUUAUUUCCAAAAAGAAAUUCAAUAGCAGCAGUCCAUUCAUUCAAUAAAGAAAAUGUUUGACAGCAGAG